AUUCAUAAAUAUACAAUUUUGAAUAAAGUAUAAUAAAAUACUGAUAAUAAAUAUAGCUCAAUCAACACCUCCUUAUCCAUUGAACCAAUCAAUGCAGUGAAAUUAACUAUAAUCCCAUGAAUACUUCAGACCUGACCAGCGUCCCUUCCCCAUGUUGCCUCAUGACCGCGGGCCUCUGUUUGUCCAACAGCAACAGCUGUACGUGGGCUCGGACACGGGCAUCGCCCAGGUGCCCCUCCACCGCUGCAGUGUGUACGGGAAGGCGUGCGCCGAGUGCUGCCUGGCCCGAGACCCCUACUGCGCCUGGGAUGGCACCUCCUGCACGCGCUACCUGCCCAACACCAAGAGGCGUUUCCGUCGGCAGGACGUGAGGAAUGGAGACCCCAACACUCUGUGUUCUGGAGACCACCACAAGCAUCGCGUGAUCGAGCGGAAACUGUACGGAGUGGAGAGCAGCAGCACAUUCCUGGAGUGUAUCCCCAAAUCCCUGCAGGCCAGAGUCACCUGGACCUUCCAGAAGAACCCACAGCAGACUCGGGAAGAGGUGCGUCUGGACGACCGGGUCCUUCAGACGGACAGGGGCCUUCUGAUCCGCCGGGUCUUGAAGAAAGACGUCGGCGUCUACCAAUGCCACGCCAUGGAGCACGGCUUCACUCAAACCCUGCUGGGCAUCACGCUAGAAGUGGUCCCCUCCAGCUCCUCCUCCACCUCCAUCUCCAACCUGCCCUCCGACUCCCCCGUCCGAUUGGAGCCCCGCAGCGGGGGCGGGCCCUCGUCCACCAAUCAAAAGCUGUGGUACCGGGACUUCAUGCAGCUGGUGGACCACCCCAACCUGAGCACCGUUGACCAGAUAUGUGAGCAAGUUUGGGCGCGCAAGGCGGCAAGCGAUCUAUCGGAGAAGGCCGCGGUAAAACAAGCCCCGCCCGUUGCCCCGGUCAACAGGCCGCCCAACAAGAAGUGGAAGCACCUCCAGGACAUCAGGAAGGGGAGGAACCGGCGAACCCACGACGGGAAGCAGAACCCGCGGGCCCCGCGCAGCGCCGGGGAAUAACCGGGAAGGAGAGACGGUCCAUGGCGGAGAGAGAGAGAGAGAGAGAGAGAGACCACGGUUUAGCAGAAGAAAGAUACAAACAAAAACAAAAUGUUAGAAAGACAUGGAAAGAGACCAAAUCAUCAUGGAUGGGUCGAAAUACACCUGCACAUGCACAGUACACACAAACACACACACACACAUGCACAAACAACAAACACACAUUGGCACGCAUAUUUACGUGCACGUACAUACAAAGACCGACUUGUAUAUUUAGCUAUGGACGUCCCCUAACUAUAUGGUACCCUCCCCUCAGCCCCGCCCAUCCACCAACUCCUCUACCAGACAACCUCUCGCACCUCUUUGCAAAUUAUGCAUGCAUCCCCCCCCCCCCAAAAACACACACACAUUGCCCCUGGUUCUGCAUGUGGCUCGCCUGGUGAAUAUGACUCAGUAAGCUGUAAAACAAAGGAGGACACCCAUCCUCCUCAACUCUUUCUCUAGGGGCACAUUUUGUUACA
Gadus chalcogrammus (walleye pollock) is the source of this 1551-nucleotide messenger RNA. RefSeq names its product semaphorin-3A-like. NCBI's taxonomy places the organism in Eukaryota, Metazoa, Chordata, Actinopteri, Gadiformes, Gadidae. Gene Ontology annotation, biological process: positive regulation of cell migration; negative chemotaxis; axon guidance. The coding region runs from base 152 to 1051 and encodes 299 amino acids. The transcript has 4 exons. The record is from RefSeq and is a predicted model, not a curated record. Gene Ontology annotation, molecular function: semaphorin receptor binding; chemorepellent activity.